AUGAAGUCAUUCGCCUUUUCCGCCGCCCUCCUGGCCUCGACUGCUGUGGCCCUGCCCACUAACGUCUUGUCCGGAGUAACUGGCUCGCUGCCCUCUGGCAUCCCCGCCUGCCUGCCCUCCGGCACCAUCCCUUCAGGCUUUCCCCUGCCUAUUGCCUCCCUGAUCCCCACCUGCUCUGGGGCUGCAGCUUCUUCCUCUUCCUCUGUCGGGGCAAUCCCCACCAGUGCUGUCACCAGCAUGACCAAGAGCUUCGGCGCUGGCCAAGUCCUGAACGUGCUCAACCAGGCCGGAACCUCCAACGUCAAGAUGGUGGCUGAGUCCGAGCUCCAGAGCCUCGUCAGCAAGCUGCCUCUCAGCGUUCUCGAGCAGCCCAUUGGCCAGGUCAUUCAGACUGCUCAGUCUGUGGACCAGUUGGACAGCAGCAAUGGCUCCGGUCUCACCCAGGUCACCGCAAUUCUAGAGAAUGGUAACGCUGCCCUGAUCGAGCUGACCCAGAGCGUUGUCGAUCUCCUCGACAGCCUUGGUCUCGGCGAGGUUGGCAGCCUUCUUGGCUCUAUUGUUGGCGGCCUUGAGUCCGUGACUGGAAACAUCAAGCGCCAGGACAUUGUCUCUUCCGCUCUCGGCUCAGUUGAGUCUCUCACUGGCAACAUCAAGCGCGAGGAUCCUCUCUCCUCUGCCCUGAGCUCCGUGGAGUCUCUUGCCGGCAACAUCAAGCGUGAUGGCCCUCUCUCCAACGUCCUCACCAUCACUGACUUGAACGGCCUCGCUGGCGGUAAGAACAUGAUUGUCCAGCUCGAGCCUACUCUCCUCGGUCUUGUUGGCGGUCUCGACCUCUCCACCGUCGAGGGUCCUAUCGGCAACGUCGUUGCAAUGGCCCCCUCCGUCUCCGGCCUCCAGUCCCAGAUGCCCCAGAUCCCCGGCGCUAGCUUCAUUGCCGUCCAGGCCGAGAACCAGGCCUCCGUCCUGCUUAUCAAGGUCGACUCCGCUUUCCAGAGCCUCCUCUCUACUUUUGGUCUCGGCAGCCUCGGCAUGGCCGUGGGCACCGUCGUCAGCACCGUUGACGCCGCUCUCUCCCAGUAA
Messenger RNA from Penicillium soppii, 1080 nucleotides. RefSeq lists its product as uncharacterized. The coding region runs from base 1 to 1080 and encodes 359 amino acids. Lineage: Eukaryota; Fungi; Ascomycota; Eurotiomycetes; Eurotiales; Aspergillaceae. The record is from RefSeq and is a predicted model, not a curated record. The transcript has a single exon.